Molecule: messenger RNA, 2139 nt
Organism: Anopheles maculipalpis
Lineage: Eukaryota; Metazoa; Arthropoda; Insecta; Diptera; Culicidae
Exons: 2
Coding region: 1-2067 (688 amino acids)
Source: RefSeq, a predicted model, not a curated record
AUGUUAAAUCUUACCGUGCCGUUUGUUUGCGGAACUCUCCUGCUGCUGUCGUCAGCAUCCGCAGUCAUAAACAACAAUGCAAAUCAAUCGAGCCAGGAAGCGCAACGUAGGGAAGCACCGUUAGCAGAUUCGUACGGUCCUCCUCCAGCGACUGGUCCCGAACUGCCAGCGCCCGUUUAUGGAGCUCCUGCCGUUGCUCACUACCCACCGCCGCCACCAGAUGUACCGCCACCAGCUCCUGCCCUACCACCGGUCCAAGUUCCCCACAAAGAAUACGGAGUGCCGGUUCAAAACUAUGGCCCGCCUAAUGUCAACAUUGAGUACGGACCUCCGCCUGCCCCCGCUCCGAAACCCAUUUACCAUUCUUAUCCUAAGCCACCCCAAUACCACGGACCACCACCAUCGCAUCACAAGAAAUCUUCCUCGUUCUUGGAGCAGCUGUUCUCUACGUUUGGAUUCGGAGGAAGCAAUGACGACCAUCACCACCACCACGCCCCAAAGCCUUCCUAUGGAUCUCCAUCUCAUCCGGCACCUGUCUACGGACCUCCGAAACCUGUUUACGGACCACCAAUUCCUCCUCCUGCCGUUGCUCCACAGCCCGUUUACGGCCCACCAAUUCACCAAGCUCCUCCCAAGCCCCAUUACGGACCACCCAAACCUGCCUAUGGUCCACCGCUACAGUCUGCAUCCUUCGGCCAUCAAUCGAGCUCCUUCGGACACCAUCCGGCCUCACCAGUCCAUGCUCCACCAACUCCACCGGAGAUCAAGUGUGACGGAUGGAAGCCAAUUGCCGGACCCGUUGUUCAGCCUGAAGUACAUGCGCCAGAAUCCUCGUACGGACCACCACCAAGUGGAGACUUUUUGGGCUCUCAUCAUCAGCUAGAAUCGGGUGGCGUAAGCGUGGGCUCUAGUGAUAUUGGACUGCAGCUGCCUAAGCUGGAACACGGACCUGUCUUCAGUGCCCACUCGGAUCUUCAUUCCGGUCUGGAACUGCCGAAGGGUAACAACUAUGAGGUUCACUCGAACUUUAUCAGCGACUCUUACGGAGCGCCCCCAGCGGACUCCUUCCUACCCGGCAAAUACAAACCGUCGUUCGCUAAGCCGCUUGGCCCUCCACCACCACCACCGCCCCAGAAGCUUCACUUCCCUCCCUCUCCACACUACGGACCACCGUUGCGCCAUCCCGGUCUUGGCAUUUCCCACGGUAGCGUUAGCGGAAAUCUCAAGCCAUGGCCAGUUUCGGGUUCACCACCGCGUCAUCCCAUAGCUUACCGCCCGCCGGUACCACAGGGUUUGAUCGAAUCAAUCGGCCAUGCCGUUGAACAUCAAGAGAACUUCGGAACCAAACCGUCGUACUCCGGUGAUGUUUAUUUACCGCCACCAACACGCGAUGUAGCGCACUCGGGACCUUCGAGCUUGGAGUUGAAUGUACUGCCCUCUGAGCAACCCGCUCAGCCGUUCCUUACGCAGCAUCAACUGCCCGAGCCUCAAGCGUACGUCCAGGAACCACGUUACCAAUCGCACGAUGUAGUGUCUGUAUCCAGUGAUUGUGGGCAUGGUCCAACCUCGGUCGAUGUACAGCAGUCAAUCCAGACAAAUCAACUCUCCAUCGUUGGACCGUCGGCAACGGCCAGCUACUCAGCCGAUUACAGCAACAGUCACAACGUCCAAGAGCAUUACGAUGGUGCAAGCUCCUCCAGAAACGUGCAAACUUCCAGCCUCAUCGGUCUCGACGGUGGAAUCGGCGGACUGGAGCUAAUUUCUGCACAGAAAUCCCAAAGCCUUACCAUCCCCGUGCAAGGUCAGCAUGGCUCUUACCAGCUACAGUUCCAAUCAGCCGACCCACAAGGCGCCGGUUCAGCACCACACGAACAGAUCCUCUCUGAGGGCCUGCUACAAUCGAUCUUGAGCGCUAUUGAACAGCCUCAGCAGCAUCGAGCAGUGGAAGAUCAACAAUCGUACGACCCUAACAUAGAUCACAGCGAGGUGUCGGUGUUUUUGAAGAGCCCAGAAGGCCAGAAAACUUUACAAGACCAUCCCAACGGACACAUAGGACACAAGCGAUGAAAUCGUGUGACCAAAACAAGAUGAAACUCCCCUGACACCCCCAAAUCAUCUCCAUUGCUUAACUUAUUUCAU